Baudoinia panamericana UAMH 10762 is the source of this 1200-nucleotide messenger RNA. RefSeq lists its product as uncharacterized. Gene Ontology annotation, cellular component: nucleus; cytosol. The transcript is spliced from 4 exons. Gene Ontology annotation, biological process: NAD-cap decapping; nuclear-transcribed mRNA catabolic process. Gene Ontology annotation, molecular function: mRNA 5'-diphosphatase activity. NCBI's taxonomy places the organism in Eukaryota, Fungi, Ascomycota, Dothideomycetes, Mycosphaerellales, Teratosphaeriaceae. The coding region runs from base 1 to 1200 and encodes 399 amino acids. The record is from RefSeq and is a predicted model, not a curated record.
AUGCCGACGUUUGACCUCUCGCGCCUUGACCGUUUUGUUGGGACUUCAACCACCAUCAGGCGUCCGCGCGAGUUUACCUUCUUUUCCUUUGAUGACACUCAUGUCUUGAAGCCGCUGUCGACAGAGUCCUUGAGCUACUAUUAUCCAGCUCUAUUCGAUGCGCCUGGGGCAUCAUCGACGUCAGUAGAGUUGUCCCGCGGGUUCGACCUUUUCAAGCAACGCGACGACACCGUGGACGAGCACCUGGAUGGGUUACUACAGACAUUGCAAGCUUACGAAGAGCGUAUCCUGGACCGCGUACGCAAUGGUGAAGGCGAGAUCAAGGACGUGCGCGUCCGCGCCGACAUCAUUACCUGGCGCGGCAUGAUGACCAAGAUCCUUACGGCACCAUUUGACGACAUGUUCGGCGACUUCGAGAUGAACGCCACCUGCUUUCAGGUGCGCUGCUUCAUCGAAGAGAACCACGCCUACAAAGCACAGCAAAACCAAGUUCAGAAUGACCGCCCGCCACGACGCGGCGAAGCUUCGCAGGCACUGAUGCAGUAUUGGGGCUACAAGUUUGAAAGUCUCUCGGUGCUACCACGACCGUGGGCGGAGUGCAGUCGUGAUGAGAUUGAAGGCCGAGAGGCGGUAGUCGUCAACAACCAUCCCCAGUACUGCUCUAUUGUCCGAACGGGUAUAGGCACCACAAGCCUCGUUCUUGCGGGAGAAGUGGAUGCCGUUUUGGGCGAGAAGCCUCAGAGUCCAGACGACCCGAUCCCGUGGAUCGAGCUGAAGACAUCCGCUCAGCCGGACUUGAGAAAUCCAAAAGACGUCAUCAAGCUUGAGCGCCGUCUGCUGAAAUACUGGGCGCAGUCUUUCCUACUCGGUGUGCCUAGGAUUAUUGUUGGCUAUCGGACUUCAGAAGGCCGUCUGACCAGCUUGAGCGAAAUAGAGACGCAGCGCAUUCCGGGCAUGGUCAAACGCGGCCAAGGUCUCUGGAAUGGCAACGUGUGUAUCAACAUGUCCGCGGCAUUUCUUGAUUUCCUCAAGCAGAUAAUCACCGGAGAUGGAGUAUGGCGGAUCAUGCGGAGAAAGAACGCAAGAGCCAUCGAAGUGUUCAAAGUCUCGGAGAGCGGAACAGCAGAGAUUAUCAAGCCUACCUUUAAGGCUCACAGAGAGAAGCUGCUGGCGUUGGAGAUGUCUGCUGCGCUUGGAUAA